Molecule: messenger RNA, 309 nt
Organism: Hydatigera taeniaeformis
Lineage: Eukaryota; Metazoa; Platyhelminthes; Cestoda; Cyclophyllidea; Taeniidae
Source: the annotation of a GenBank genome assembly
AUGCACCACGCUUUGUUGGCCGCAAUCGGCCGAAGAGCAACUAUAGAUGCACAGGAUAGCCUCUCUGACUCCUUUGAAAAUCAGGGAUCCAGAGACACUUCCUCCCAUUCACCAGAGCAUUCAUCCAGUGGUUCAGGGGGAACAUCCUCUCCACCAACGCAGCUGCCUCGAACGCUGCGUCUAGACGAGGUGCUGGAACAUCUCCGAGCAGUAGAUCUUAAGCUUCGUGCUCUUCAUACCUCGAGACGCCCAUUACCGUCUCCUUCUCCACUUGCAAUCUCUUGUGGACAUGAGGUGGGUCUGGUGUAG